Gracilinanus agilis (Agile Gracile Mouse Opossum) is the source of this 3507-nucleotide messenger RNA. RefSeq names its product alanyl aminopeptidase, membrane (gene ANPEP). The record is from RefSeq and is a predicted model, not a curated record. The transcript has 20 exons. Gene Ontology annotation, biological process: peptide catabolic process; proteolysis. Bases 115 to 3012 code for a protein of 965 amino acids. Gene Ontology annotation, molecular function: zinc ion binding; metalloaminopeptidase activity; peptide binding. NCBI's taxonomy places the organism in Eukaryota, Metazoa, Chordata, Mammalia, Didelphimorphia, Didelphidae. Gene Ontology annotation, cellular component: cytoplasm.
AUAAAACCCCAGGACAAGUGCCGUCGACCUCUCUCUGAGGAUUUGCCCCCCCCUGCUCCCUGAUCUCCCUCAUCCAGCCCCCCUUCACCCCCAACCCCCCCUCCAACGGCCACCAUGGCUCAAGGCUUCUUCAUCUCCAAGACGCUCGGCAUCGUGGGCAUCCUUUUUGCUGUAGCAUCUGUGUCCACCAUCAUCGCUCUGUCCGUCGUAUACUCACAGGAAAAGGAAAAAAAUUCGGGGGUCUCAGCGACCUCCAGCCCCACCUCUUCCUCGUCUCCCGUCACUUCGGCUCCCACCUCGGCUUCCACGACCCUGGAUCAAAGCGUGCCCUGGAACAGGUACCGGCUGCCCAAGUCGCUGGUGCCCGAGCACUACACUGUGACGCUGAGGCCCAAUCUGGCCCAGGAUGCCCAGGGCCUGUACACCUUCUGGGGCCAGAGCUCCGUCCGCUUCCUCUGCAACCAGGAAACGAACGUCAUUAUCAUUCACAGCAACAAGCUCAACUACACCAUGGUGGGGAGCCACCAUGUGAGCCUGAGGGGGGUAGAUGGCUCCCAGCCCCCCGAAAUCGAUAGGACCGAGCUGGUGAUACCCACCCAGUAUCUGGUCGUGCACCUGAAAGGGAACCUGGCGUCCGGCAGUCGCUACGAAAUGGACAGCACCUUCGUCGGAGAGUUGGCCGAUGACCUGGCCGGCUUCUACCGCAGCGAGUAUGAGGAGGAUGGAAUAAAAAAGGUGGUGGCCACGACCCAGAUGCAGGCAGCCGAUGCUCGUAAAUCCUUCCCGUGCUUUGAUGAGCCAGCGAUGAAGGCCACCUUCGACAUCACGCUGAUCCACCCCUCUAACCUCCACGCCCUCUCCAACAUGCCUAUCAAAUCUUCUGUUUCAGAUGGUAACUGGAAUACCACUAGUUUUCACACCACCCCAAAGAUGUCCACGUAUCUCUUGGCUUACAUCGUCAGUGAGUUCGAAGCGGUGGAGAAAAAUGAAAGCAAUGUACAGAUCCGGAUCUGGGCCCGUCCCAAAGCCAUCGAGGCAGGCCACGGGAACUAUGCCUUGAAUGUGACAGGACCCAUCCUUUCAUUUUUUGCCGACCAUUACAGCACAGCCUAUCCUUUGCCCAAGUCUGAUCAGAUAGGCCUGCCAGACUUCAACGCCGGAGCCAUGGAGAACUGGGGCUUGGUGACCUACCGGGAGAGCGCGCUGCUGUACGACAGUUUGUCCUCCUCCAUUGGCAACAAGGAACGGGUGGUUACAGUCAUUGCCCAUGAGCUUGCCCACCAGUGGUUUGGAAACCUGGUGACUGUGGCCUGGUGGAAUGACCUGUGGCUGAAUGAAGGCUUUGCCUCCUAUGUGGAAUACCUCGGGGCUGACUUUGCUGAGCCUACCUGGAACCUGAAAGACCUCAUCGUGCUCAAUGAAUUGUACCGAGUGAUGGCUAUUGAUGCCUUGGCCUCUUCCCAUCCACUGUCCACUCCUGAGGAUGAAGUCAACACUCCAGCCCAGAUCAGCGAGCUCUUUGAUUCUAUCACCUACAGCAAGGGAGCCUCAGUUCUUCGGAUGUUGUCCAGUUUCCUUACAGAGGACCUCUUCAAGACAGGCUUGGCGUCCUACCUGCAUACCUUUUCCUACAAGAAUACAGUCUACCAGGAUCUGUGGACUCACCUACAAGAUGCUGUGAAUAACCAGUCUGCGGUGACAUUGCCUGCCUCUGUUCAAACCAUCAUGGAUCGGUGGAUCCUCCAGAUGGGCUUCCCUGUGCUGACACUGAACACGGCCACUGGUGCUCUCUCCCAGGCACACUUCCUGCUAGACCCUACCUCCAAUGUCUCUCGUCCCUCUCAAUUUGACUAUCUAUGGAUCGCUCCUGUCUCUGCACUUAAAAGUGGAGGAAAAACUGAAAAUAAAUGGCUUAAUGGCAACAAGACAGAAACUUUUGAGGAGUUUAAAGUGACAGGUAAUGACUGGAUCCUUUUGAACAUCAACGUGACUGGCUAUUACCUGGUGAAUUAUGAUGCUAGAAAUUGGGAGCGACUCCGGAACCAGUUAGAUACAGAUUCUUCUAUCAUUCCAGUCACCAACAGGGCUCAGAUCAUCCACGAUGGCUUCAACCUGGCCAGGGCUCAACACGUCGAAACAACACUGGCUCUGGAUAACACGUUAUUUUUGAAAAAUGAAGUGGAAUACAUGCCCUGGCAGGCUGCCCUCAGCAGUCUUAGCUACUUCAAGCUUAUGUUUGAUCGAACAGAAGUGAAUGGCCCCAUGAAGAACUAUCUGAAGAAACAGGUUACUCCAUUAUUUGAUUAUUUCAAGACUCUCACCCAAAAUUGGACUCAAAUUCCUCCUACACUGAUGGAACAAUACAAUGAGGUCAAUGCUAUUAGCACAGCCUGCUCUAAUGGUCUUGCUGAAUGUGGAGAGCUGGCCUCAAGACUCUUCAGUGAGUGGAUGAGAAAUCCCUCAAAUAAUCCGAUCCACCCCAACCUGAGGUCUACCAUUUAUUGCAACGCCAUCUCCAGAGGUGGAGAAACAGAGUGGAACUUUGCCUGGAACCAGUACCUGAAUGCCACCCUGGUGACUGAGGCUGACAAGCUCCGGUCAGCGCUGGCCUGCAGCCAAGAAUUGUGGAUCUUACAGAGAUACCUGUCUUACACUCUGGAUCCCACCCUGAUACGGAAGCAGGAUGCAACAUCUACCAUCACCAGCAUCAGCAGCAAUGUCAUUGGGCAAUCUUUGGCCUGGGACUUUGUUCGAAGCAACUGGAAGAAGCUAUUCCAGGACUAUGGUGGUGGCUCCUUCUCUUUCUCCAACCUAAUCCAGGGAGUGACCCAGAGGUUUUCCACAGAGUUUGAACUUAAACAGCUUGAACAAUUCAAGGAGGAAAACAUGGAUGUCGGUUUUGGUUCAGGAACCCGGGCCCUGGAGCAGGCUCUGGAGAAGACCAAGGCCAAUAUCAAAUGGGUGAAUGAGAACAAGGAGCUUGUAUUAGACUGGUUUAAGAAAAACCAGUAAAUAGUCUUCCAAUUUGUGAAGGUAGUUGCAGUGUUCCCCUGUGUGCCCAACUCUGAAGUAUGUGUGUCUCUCUCUUGAAGGCCUGAGCCCAGCCAGAAGUGGGGUGAGGGGCAGACCAUACUAAGAAAUCUUCCUAUGCCCCUUUCUCUGCCUCCAUCUUUAGGCUUAUACUACCAUUCUUGAUACUUGGUAUUAUGGGCCCCCCCCCCCCCCCAUUUUUCCCCAUGCCAGGCCCACUUGGCAUUGACAGAACCUGAAAAAACCAAGCUCCUGGAGAGCAUCAUGGACUCAUUUUACCAGAGAGACAUUGUUCCAGAGCUAAUCUCAGGGAAGCCCAUGUCCCUUGGGCUGAAAGACUCAGACAAAAAGUGGAGUGUUCUCUGGCUGCCAUUCCUUCUCUCUCCCUCACCUUGAAAAUCCCAGCUUCUGAGAAAUCAAUGGGGAAAAUAUCUCUAUUUUUUUUCCAAGGGAAAAUGUAAAUAAAUGAUUUCUAAA